CCAGUGCAAGCAAGCUACCCGGCGCCCCAAUAGGAACAAGCUGGGUACACCUGGUGUAUGUGCGGGAACACCAUGUCUGCACCCCUGCCUGCUAUCGUGCCCGCCGCCAGGAAAGCCACGGCCGCGGUUAUAUUCCUACAUGGACUUGGAGAUACCGGGCAUGGCUGGGCUGAAGCAAUGGCAAGUAUCAAGAGUCCACAUGUAAAGUACAUCUGUCCACAUGCGCCCAUAAUGCCAGUUUCAUUGAACAUGAAUAUGGCUAUGCCUUCCUGGUUUGAUAUUAUUGGAUUGUCUCCGGAUGCUCAAGAGGAUGAGGCCGGCAUCAAAAAAGCUGCAGAAAAUGUGAAGGCGUUAAUAGACCAAGAGGUAAAGAAUGGAAUUCCUUCCAACAGAAUCAUCUUGGGAGGCUUUUCUCAGGGAGGAGCCUUAUCAUUGUACACUGCCCUGACUACACAACAGAAAUUAGGCGGUGUUGUGGCAUUAAGCUGUUGGCUUCCACUGAGAUCUUCCUUUCCUCAGGCUGCUGCUAACAGUGCUAACAAAGAUGUAGCUGUUCUUCAGUGUCAUGGAGAAAGUGAUCCACUGGUUCCACUCAUGUUUGGCACAAUAACCUCCGAGAAAUUAAAGACUAUAAUAAGCCCAGCAAACGUCAAGUUCAAGACAUAUUCAGGACUAAUGCAUAGCUCAUGUAACCAGGAGAUGACCGACAUCAAGCAGUUCAUUGACAAACAAUUACCUCCGGUUAAUUGACAUUUUCUUGAAUAAGCAUAGAACCUGACACCAGCAACAGUUACUAACUCAAGAGGAAACUUGUCGAUAACUGAAAAUAAAAACUUUGUACAAAGAAACUGCAGACCCCAUUGGAUAAAGGAUUCACAGCUGCAGUAAAUGCUGUGAAUAAAAAAUACAAACUUAGCAAACGGUUUGCUGUAAGCUUCCUAAGUAAGGGCUAAUUAACCUUACUGUAAGAGCAUUGAGCCAAAGUUACCCUGUGUAGCACUGAGGGAUAUUACAGCUUGUCAAAAAACACUCUGGUCACUCUAACAUGUUCCUGUUGUUUGCUGUGUGUAAAUUAUUAAAUUAAAUAAUUGACAGCCCUCCAGAUAUUGCUGAACUACAAAUUCCAGCAUAACCUUAGGCUGUCCAUGGUAUGCUGGGAGCUCAGCAACAUCUGGAGGACUACUAGUUGUCCAUCUAGAGUUCACAAUAGACCUGAUAAUACCGAACGCUAGUUUCUACAUACUUGCAGUUGUGUGCCUCUUGUGUGAGUAUAAGAUUGUCUGAAACAGUCUGUCUGAAAACAGCAAUGUUAAAUGUUUUAAUUUCUAAAUUUUAUGGUGGGAAGUAUUUGUAAAGUGCCAUGUAUGAAAGCUUUGAAAUCCCUUUUCACAAAGCAAUAAAAUAGUAAGGAAAAAUACCA
Molecule: messenger RNA, 1420 nt
Organism: Xenopus laevis (African clawed frog)
Lineage: Eukaryota; Metazoa; Chordata; Amphibia; Anura; Pipidae
Gene: lypla1.L
Product: lysophospholipase 1 L homeolog
Cellular component (GO): endoplasmic reticulum; cytoplasm; plasma membrane
Molecular function (GO): hydrolase activity, acting on ester bonds; hydrolase activity; palmitoyl-(protein) hydrolase activity
Source: RefSeq, marked provisional